This is a messenger RNA of Closterium sp. Yama58-4, 1332 nucleotides long. The record is from the annotation of a GenBank genome assembly. NCBI's taxonomy places the organism in Eukaryota, Viridiplantae, Streptophyta, Zygnematophyceae, Desmidiales, Closteriaceae.
AUGCUUAGAAAUGCUAUCGCUCGCGAUGCUCGUGCUGACGAUGCUCGUGCUCACAAUGCUCGUGGUCACGAUGCUCAUGAUCACGAUGCUCGUGCUCACGAUGCUCGUGGUCAUGAUGCUCGUGCUCACGAUGCUCGUGCUCACGAUGCUCGUGCUCACGAUGCUCGUGCUCACGAUGCUCGUGCUUACGACGCUCGUGCUCACGAUGCGCGUGGUCACGAUGCGCGUGCUCACGAUGCUCGUGCUCACGAUGCUCAUGCUCACGAUGCUCGUGCUCACGAUGCUCGUGCUCACGAUGCACGUGGUCACGAUGCUCGUGCUCACGAUGCUCUUGGUCAUGAUGCUCGUGGUCAUGACGAUCUCGGUCACGAUGCUCCUGCUCACGAUGCUCGUGCUCACGAUUCUCGUGCUCACGAUGCUCGUGCUCACGAUGCUCGUGCUCACGAUGCUCGUGCUCACGAUGCUCGUGCUCACGAUGCGCGUGGUCACGAUGCUUGUGCUCACGAUGCGCGUGCUCACGAUGCUCGUGCUCAUGAUGCGCGUGCACACGAUGCUCAUGCUCACGAUGCUCGUGCUCACGAUGCUCGUGCUCACGAUGCUCGUGCUCACGAUGCGCGUGCUCAUGAUGGGCGUGGUCACAAUGCGCGUGGUCACGAUGCACGUGCUCACGAUGCUCGUGCUCACGAUGCUCGUGCUCACGACGCUCGUGCUCACGAUUCUCGUGGUCAUGAUGCUCGUCGUCAUGAUGCUCUCGGUCACGAUGCUCGUGGUCACGAUUCUCUCGGUCACGAUGCUCGUGGUCACGAUGCUCGUGCUCAAGAUGCUCGUGCUCACGAUGCUCUCGGUCAUGAUGCUCGUGCUCAUGAUGCUCGUGCUCACGACGCUCGUGCUCACGAUGCUCGUGGUCAUGAUGCUCGUCGUCAUGAUGCUCUCGGUCACGAUGCUCGUGGUCACGAUGCUCGUGGUCACGAUGCUCGUGGUCACGAUGCUCGUGCUCACGAUGCUCUCGGUCACGAUGCUCGUGGUCACGAUUCUCUCGGUCACGAUGCUCGUGGUCACGAUGCUCGUGCUCAAGAUGCUCGUGCUCACGAUGCUCUCGGUCACGAUGCUCGUGCUCAUGAUGCUCGUGCUCACGACGCUCGUGCUCACGAUGCUCGUUCUCACGAUGCGCGUGCUCAUGAUGCGCGUGGUCACAAUGCUCGUGCUCACGAUGCGCGUGGUCACGAUGCGCGUGUUUACGAUGCUCGUGGUCACGAUGCUCGUGGUCACGAUGCUCGUGGUCACGAUGCUCGUGGUCACGAUGCUGGCGGCGCACAAUGGGUGGUCGUUUGA